UAUGCCCCUCAAGUAGAGGGGCAAUUUUGUCAGUCCAAAGCAACUUGUCUCUACCUCUUCCUAGGGUGCGCGAAAUUGGCCAUUUUGAAGCAGAUUAGGAUUAGGGCUCCUAAAAAUGUUUUGAAAUUCGUCUGGGCUUUCGAUUAAGUGCAAUAAGAGGGUGAGAAAAGAGUAGCAAAACUUCAAUCGAUUGUUAUUUCUGUAAAGAAGCAACGACGAUGGUGAGGAAGAGAGGUGAAGUCAAUGGAGGCUUCAAUAAUCCAGAUGCUGGCCCUCCACGAUUUCCUUAUGUUGAAGCAUUUGAUGAGGUUCUAGAUGAAUAUUUUGAUGAUAUUUUUAAUCAAGCUUCACAGAUUUCCUUUGAAGGUGGACAAGAAGUGGGUAAUGACAACGUGGGAACAAUUGAAGUGCCUGUGUAUGGACAUAAUAUUGGCAAUGAAGAUAGGAGAGAGGUACCUGUCAAUGUUGAUGAUGAAGAGGAUAGUGAAGAAGACUUUGAAGUUGAUGGUAGGAGGAGAGUAAAAGAUCUUCAAGACAGUGGUGAAGAAGAGAGGUGAAGUCAACGAGGUAGAAGAAGACAAGUUGCUUUGGAUUGACAAAAUUGCCCCUCCACAUGAGGGGGCACAUGGUAACUCCGUUAAAGAAAUUGACAGAAAUUUUAACAUGUCUUUGAAUUGCUACAAAUACGAAACUACAAUGUCAAAAGUGACGAAAUUAAAACUACAUGGUCAAAAGUGGUUGAAG
Prunus avium (sweet cherry) is the source of this 744-nucleotide messenger RNA. Lineage: Eukaryota; Viridiplantae; Streptophyta; Magnoliopsida; Rosales; Rosaceae. The record is from RefSeq and is a predicted model, not a curated record.